Molecule: messenger RNA, 1453 nt
Organism: Plodia interpunctella (Indianmeal moth)
Lineage: Eukaryota; Metazoa; Arthropoda; Insecta; Lepidoptera; Pyralidae
Gene: Nuc
Exons: 7
Coding region: 62-1402 (446 amino acids)
Biological process (GO): apoptotic DNA fragmentation
Cellular component (GO): mitochondrial inner membrane; nucleus
Molecular function (GO): RNA endonuclease activity; metal ion binding; single-stranded DNA endonuclease activity
Source: RefSeq, a predicted model, not a curated record
CUGGCGACACAGUCCGCUGUGACCGUCGAAAGGAGUCUGAAAAUUCUUUGUCUGGACAAGGAUGCAACGUUUCGCGUUUGUGUUGGCCGCCCUCGUGGUGGCUGUGACUUGUUUCCCCUCAGAGAUCCCGGCUCCUGGUGAACUAGCUCUGGUUUUCAAUGAGGAAGAUUUUGAGGAUUACCUCGACGCCUGGUUGGAACUAGAAGAACCCAAAUGGGCGAAUGCUUCCCAGGCGCAACCUCGUAGCGGUUGCACAAUUAGGGUGAACGGUGACCUGGGCCAGCCCCAGCCCGUGUACCUGCACAACAACAACUACAUCGUGCCCACCGGCAACACCGGCCAGAUCCACCUGGCUACCGGCGAGCAAGUGCGGGUCGUCUGCACGGGCUCCGGCCGCACCAUCCAGCAUUCUAAUAUUGCCUCCACUGUGUCUGCUGCUACUGCAACAUGUGUGAACGAUGCUUUGGUUUCCGGAUCCGGUUGGUUGAACGGCAACAGUGCCUUCGGAGGCUUGACCUGCUCCGCUCACUCCUUCUACGACGCUGAGGGCACCAGCUCCAGAUGUUUUAACAAUAAUCUAGUCAUCCGAAUUGGCUUCAUCGCCGAAAAUAUUUUCUAUCCCCUAUAUUGGUCAUGCUUUGACCAAAAUAGGUUGGAAGUACUGUACGUGUGGUAUGAGCAAAACCCUCAGAAUGCCGUCCAUCAAACUGGAGUCGACAGGCCUAGCUGGCUAGCUGGUUCCUUCUUCCCUGGCGUGGCCGUGAACACAAUGUAUACACAAGUCCAGCAGAAGGCAACAAUCGCCGGACUAGUUGGCCAGGAGUUGGCUGACAAAUACAUCACGUCUCAACAGUUCCUGGCCCGCGGCCAUCUUGCCGCCAAAACUGACUUCAUCUUCGCCACUGGCCAACGCGCUACAUUCUAUUUCAUCAACGCUGCCCCUCAGUUCCAACCAUUCAAUGCUGGUAACUGGAACUGGCUUGAGCAAAAUCUGCGUGCCCGUAUUGGAGCUGCUGGAUACCACACCACCAUCUACACUGGGACUUUCGGUGUGAGUCAGCUGCGGGACCAGAACAACCAGCUGGUAGACAUCUUCCUACACCGGGACGCAAACAACAACCCGCAACUCCCAGUCCCGUUGUAUUACUACAAGGUUGUAUACGACGCUUCACGUCGCCUCGGCACGGCUUUCGUGAGCAUCAACAACCCGUACUACACGGAGAAUGAAGUGCGCGCGUUGACGUUCUGCCAGGACCGAUGCCGCAACAACAACGCCUUUAACUGGCUGAACUGGCAGCCCGACCGCAUCGACAUUGGCUACAGCUUCUGCUGCACCGUCGCCGACUUCAGAAACGUCGUACCGCAUCUCCCGGCCUUUGACGUCAUUGGUCUAUUGACGUAGUACCUAUUAAGUAUUAUAAUGAUCACACUAAUAAAUUAUCACAAAAUAUAA